AUGACGAAGGACCAGUUGGACCUGCAUCUGAACGCGAGCUACAAUGUGUCCGAGUGGGAGCAGAUGUCAUCAGCCGGAACCAACGAGAAAUAUUCACGCCAGCUUGAUUGUGAUGAUGAUGCUGAAGACGCUGGCUCAUCGUGGGUUGAAAUGAGUGAUAACUUUUUGCCAGAAGUGCCUGCCGCCUCUGAAGAUACGCUUUUACAGAAUAUUACGCCGAAGCAUAGUAUUAGCUUGUCGUGGUGGCGGGGCUUGCGUGUCCUAAUGACCUCCAAGGCCAUGCCGGAUAGGGUCUCCCAUACCGGACAGGCUUGGAGCGAGGGACCAGACGAAGAGCAGCACAAGGAGGGGCCCUCCGUGUGUUUCUCUCAUCAGCAGAGAACACAUCGAAUAGGGCCAAAGAGGACGGGUCUGCGCGCUGAC
Molecule: messenger RNA, 423 nt
Organism: Iphiclides podalirius (scarce swallowtail)
Lineage: Eukaryota; Metazoa; Arthropoda; Insecta; Lepidoptera; Papilionidae
Source: the annotation of a GenBank genome assembly